Messenger RNA from Boeremia exigua, 1939 nucleotides. RefSeq lists its product as uncharacterized. Gene Ontology annotation, cellular component: nuclear chromosome. The coding region runs from base 93 to 1721 and encodes 542 amino acids. Lineage: Eukaryota; Fungi; Ascomycota; Dothideomycetes; Pleosporales; Didymellaceae. The record is from RefSeq and is a predicted model, not a curated record. Gene Ontology annotation, molecular function: DNA-binding transcription factor activity; DNA binding. Gene Ontology annotation, biological process: meiotic cell cycle; positive regulation of transcription by RNA polymerase II. The transcript has 2 exons.
CACACCGCCUGCCGCCUGCCGCCUGCCGCCUGCUCGUCUCUUCCCGUCCGUCGCGCGCAUGCGCCUUGCCCUUGACAAUCCGCACGCUCGCCAUGGACGGCUUCGACACCACCACCAUGUCGUACCUAGCGACUCCCAUGCUGAUGCAGAACGUCUCUGGGUCUGAUCAGCAGCACAUGCAGAUGCCUAUGAACUCGCUAGAUCAGUACGACCAGCGCUCUGUCUUUGACAACGAAACGUUCGCCAGCGAAGAUGCCUUCUCGGUCUCGCAGUACCACAUGCAGCACCCCGCGCCGCCCCUCAGGCGCUUUCCAAGCACCUACGAAGACCCGUUCUCCGACGUCCACAGCACCUACGAGCAAUCGGUGCAUCCACACGAGCAAAAUGGCGUACCCGAAAGCCCCAAUAUCGAUAGCAACAACAAGCUGCUGAGCUUCUCGCUACCAAGCGUUCCGUACACUGUUCUUGACCUCGGUCUGCAACAGAAAGUAACCAUGUCCAUGUCCGCCCAGCUCCACGGCAUGUUCUUCCUUGCCGAGUCGCCAUGGGCUACAGCCGGCGAUGUGCAACCUCCACCCUCGGAAUUGACUUGCUAUCGCCGCAAUCUCUUCCAGAUUACUGGCACCGUCACGCUACCGAGGAGCAUGCACGUAGUCCUGACUGAUCACGGCGACCAAAUACCCAUACUUGGCCAGGAGCUCACCAUAUCUGCGACCGAGUCUCUUGAAGGCAAUUCCGUCAAGAUCAUUUCGGUGCCGUGGAAAACGCCUGCCACGAGUACGGUGCCGAUUGAAGACAAAACAGAGAAGGAACCUCCCACAUAUCCUUUGGAUCUGUCGACAGGCCAGGACAUGGACAGCAAUUACGUCUCUUUCCCCAUAAGCUGGAAGCGAUUGCAAUUUCGCAUUGCAACCGCUAAUAAUGGGAGGAGAAAGGAGCUGCAGCAGCACUUCGUGGUGCGUCUGAAGGUUGUAGCAACGCUCGCUAAUGGCGCCAAGAUACCCAUGUGCGAGAUUCACUCAAGCGCAAUCAUUGUACGCGGCAGAAGUCCCAGAAACUUCCAGUCGCGCAAAGACAUGCCCAUCAGUGGUGGAACUACGCAGGCGCGCAAGUCUCACAUCCCCCAGCAGCCGAGUCGCACGACCACCGGAGAGACCGUGCAGACCAGCCAGAGCCACGGACAGAACAACAUGACAUCGACUGUGAAAACAGAAAACAUGAUGCAGAUGCCGUACGACUUCAAUGCGAAUGAAGUGCCAGUGUCACCAGACUUUCUCGACUGGAAGAUCCCCGGUGGAGGUGCCAUGACUGCGAUACCUCCAGACCCACCGUCAUCUCAAAUGAUGCAUGCAACGCCAUACGCGCAAUCAACACCCGAGGUCUCAAGAAGCGUUCCUCCUUCACAACGAACGCCGAUAGCUCCAGUCACUCUAUCACUUACUGAUGAUGAGCCAAAGAAAGCACCAUCGCCAGUGGAGCAUGCCAGAAAACGCACUGCACCACCGCGACCGCCUUCAUUCUCUAUAGGCGUCAUCAACAGCCCUGACGAGAGCGCUGAUCUUCUCUAUGAGUAUUUUCCUCUUGGUCUCGAUGACUGGAUGCCGCCUGUCGACGCCGUCUACCGCCCACAUGUCGUUCAUCACACCAACUUACCACAAGAUCCGUCAUCUCUUGAGCGGAAGAGUCGAUCGAAACGGUACUUUGAAGCCUCUGUUUAUUGAAACAUCAAAAUCGAAUGUCUUCAGCCAUGCAGUUGCAAUGUCAUUCCCUACCGGGGAUACGCUUCGUCUAGGUCGUUGUUUGUACCUGCGUGGCGUCGAGAAUUUCUUAACUGAAGUUCGAUAUUCAAGUGAAUAUUCCGACACGUCCUCACUCUUCUUGACCGAGGGAUACGUAAAGUGCAUCCAUGAUGGAUCACACUCGCCGGAUUGGGUCGACA